AUGAGCAGAAGCAAAAGAAACCCAAGAAGAAAAACGCAAAAGCAAAUAGAAAGUAUUCACCAAGAAACCAAGCAAAAGAUUAAAGAAGAAACCAAAACUUACGAAAAACAAGCCGAAAGAACCCAAAAAGAAUACAUCCAACAGCAAAAAGAAACCAUCACCAAACUUGACCAGCAACAAAAACCCCACCAAACCCAAAAAGCCUUAGAAAGCGAACUAAAACAAACCCAAGAACAACUCGAAACUACCGAAAACACCCACCAAAAAGAGCAAACCCAAGCCAAAAUCAACCAAAUCACCCAACAACUCCAAGAAAUCAAACAAAACCCGCUUACUUCGGCAGUAGAUAUUGACGCCCUGGAAACCAAAACCCCGUCCUCUGAAAGCAAACAAACUUUCGCCCAAAUUCGCCAACAAAUCCACCAAGAAGCCCAAAACUUCGACCUAACCCUCAAAGAAAAAGAAAACAUUCUCCGUUUGUUAAUCACUAACCUCAACCUAACUUCCGAACAAAGAAACGCCCUUGAAGAUAUCGGCCAAGAAUUGGCUAACCUUUCGCCGGAAAGGCUGAAAACUUUUGCUUUCGCUGAGCCACAAAAGACUAUUCUCCAAAGCUUAGCCCCAUUAACCAAAGAAUUCAAACACUCGCCCCAAUCUCUCGCACUAAUUCGCUCCCUUGGCUUGAAAGCCACUAAUUUAAGCUUUCUCGUGCAAGAAGAAAUAAUCCCUGACCCCAACACCCAAUUUGGCGAAACUAAAAGCCCUUAUUUACCCUUAAAACUUAAAUUCCUCCAAGGAGAACAAAAAGCCUUAGAACAAGAAGCAAAAGCCCGCCAAAAAGAAACCGACCAAGAAGAAAUAGCCGAAAAUAAGCGAUCCAUCCUAAUAUCCUCCUCACCCUUGGCUUUAAAACCAUACCCAAUUAGAGGAAGACCACCAAACUUACCUCCAAGACCAGCAAGACCAAGCCUUCACCAUCAACCAAGCCAUUUGAGACAAAUUCGUCUCCUCCAGCCCCAAAAAAGAAAGGCAAAAGCCUUGAAUUCCAGCAGCGAAGAAGAAUUAAGAAAGCAAUUCACUGAAUACCAAAAAACCAAGCAAAUUAAACCCGAAACCACUAAAUCUUCCCGCUACGACAAUCUCUUCUCUAAUCUCAACCAAGAAACCGCCGAACACCAACGCAAAAAACAAGCCCGCGAAGCCACCCGGAAAAAACUCGAACAAACCAAAUUAGCCCGUCGCCAGCAACAACUCCACGAAAAAGACCGCAAAAUCCAAGAGGAAGAAGAAAACCGCCAAAGAGAAAGAGAACUAGACGCCCAAGAAGCCGAAAAAAGACGCCAACUCCAAACUGCAAGAGACAGAGAAUUAAUGGAGCAAGAACAAGCCCGUCUCCAAGCCCGCACCGAACAAAUUGAGCCCUUAGAAGCCCAAAAUAAACUCGAACAAGAACGCCUCCAAAAACAAGCCCAACUCUUAGAGGAAGAAACCAAAAAACAAGAAAUUGACCGCCGCAGAAGACAAAGCAUGAUGUCAUUAGAAUUGAUUCACGAACAAGCCUUGGAUUAUGUAUUAGGUUAUUUUCCUUCUGAAAGUGAAUUUGCUUACUCGAUCCAAACCAGUGCUCCUUGGGGCUAUAAUUACGCCAUGGAUACUUUCUAUACUGGUCGACAAUUAAGUCGAGUAAUUAGUUAUGUCGGCGGUGGAUUUUUAAGUGAAGAACAGUUAAGGCAAAGGAUCAAAGAGAAAAUUAAUGACCCCGAUAUUUUCCGCUAA
Entrophospora sp. SA101 is the source of this 1776-nucleotide messenger RNA. The record is from the annotation of a GenBank genome assembly. Lineage: Eukaryota; Fungi; Glomeromycota; Glomeromycetes; Entrophosporales; Entrophosporaceae.